AUGAAGACCCAGCAGCCUCUUCAUGUUGCCACCCCAGUUAGGCAGAGUCUUGCCCUGACUAAAGUGGCAGGGACCUCUGUUUACCUCAAGCUGGAUUCAUCUCAGCCCACAGGAUCCUUUAAGAUAAGAGGCAUUGGCCAUCUCUGCAAAACGUGGGCAGAGCGAGGAUGUGAGCGUUUUGUCUGCUGUUCAGGAGGAAAUGCCGGCAUGGCAGCUGCUUAUUCUGCCCGUCAGCUUGGGGUUCCUGCAACUAUCGUGGUGCCAAGUGUCACCCCAAACCCCACAGUGGAGAGACUGAAGGACGAGGGUGCCACCGUGGUCAUUCAUGGAAAGGCUCUAAAUGAAAGCAUUGAAUAUGGACAACAGCUCGUGGCCAACAACCGCAACUGGAUAUUCAUCUCUCCCUUUGAUGAUCCUCUCAUCUGGGAAGGCCACACAUCUCUGGUGAAGGAGCUGGAGCAAGACAUGACGGAGAAGCCGGGAGCCAUCGUGCUGUCGGUGGGAGGCGGAGGGCUGCUGAACGGCGUGGUGGAAGGAUUGCGCCGUGCCGACUGGGCUGAUGUGCCCAUUGUAGCCAUGGAAACCCAGGGAGCACAUAGCCUCAAUGCAGCCAUGAAGGCCGGAGAGCUGGUCACUUUACCUGCAAUUACCAGUGUUGCCACCACACUGGGCCUGACGAGGGUCUCCGCACAGACUAUGAAGCUGGUGAAUGAGCAUACCGUUUUCUCAGAAGUAGUCACAGACCAGGAGGCUGUAAAAGCUGUGGAGAGCUUUGUAGAUGAUGAGAAGGUCCUGGUGGAGCCUGCCUGUGGUGCAGCUCUGGCAGCUGUAUACAGUGGCAUCAUCAAAAGGCUGCAGGAUGAGGGCAAGCUGGCAGGGAGCCUGGGCCCUGUGGUCAUUGUGGUGUGCGGAGGCAACAACAUCAGCAUGGAGCAGCUAUGCAGACUGAAGAAACAGCUUGGUAUUAUCUAGUGUGGCAGACUACCUCAGGCUUUCCCAGCCUUUCCUCUAUUCCUCCAUCAACUGGUCUCAAUCCCAAAAAACCUAUAAUUCAUGUGCUCCAUAGACCGAAUCAUUCCAGACUGUGAGACUCUCCUUAGCACAGAGACUGACAGACGUGAGACUGAUGCUGGAGGGAUGUUUUGUUAUUGUAAAAAUCUAAUGCUGC
This is a messenger RNA of Scomber japonicus (chub mackerel), 1168 nucleotides long. RefSeq names its product L-serine dehydratase/L-threonine deaminase-like. The transcript has 7 exons. NCBI's taxonomy places the organism in Eukaryota, Metazoa, Chordata, Actinopteri, Scombriformes, Scombridae. Gene Ontology annotation, molecular function: pyridoxal phosphate binding; threonine deaminase activity; L-serine ammonia-lyase activity. The coding region runs from base 1 to 972 and encodes 323 amino acids. The record is from RefSeq and is a predicted model, not a curated record. Gene Ontology annotation, biological process: L-threonine catabolic process; L-serine catabolic process.